Messenger RNA from Callithrix jacchus (white-tufted-ear marmoset), 7056 nucleotides. It is a transcript of the gene GPR137C, whose product is annotated as G protein-coupled receptor 137C. Gene Ontology annotation, cellular component: lysosomal membrane. The record is from RefSeq and is a predicted model, not a curated record. NCBI's taxonomy places the organism in Eukaryota, Metazoa, Chordata, Mammalia, Primates, Cebidae. Gene Ontology annotation, biological process: positive regulation of TORC1 signaling.
GUGCGGAGCGAGCGCCUCAAAUGCUCGGGUUUCUCAGCUGAUUGUCUCCAGCCGAGAGUUGUUUUUUGCAGCUACGGAGCCGAGCCGCUGCCGGAGCCGAGACCCCCGGGGGAGGGGUGGGGGAAAGAGGAGGCGGGGUCGGGGGGAGCCGCGGCUGCUCUGCGCGGGACUCCGGGUCCCGUCACGGCGCUUCCUGGGGUUAGAGGUUGGGGUGGGUGGGGGGUAAGGGGGCAGUCCUUCUCCCCCUCGACGGCGGCUCCGAGUCCAGCCCCUUCCUUCCCGCGCUCGCUCGCCCGACCCUCAGCCCCUUGAUGAGGGUGUCCGUGCCGGGCCCGGCGGCCACUGCCGCCCCCGCGGCCGGCCGCGAGCCCUCCACGCCCGACGGCGGCGGCGGAGGAGGCGGAGGAGCCGUAGCUGCCGCCUCAGGCGCCGCGGUGCCGGGCUCCGUGCAGUUGGCGCUGAGCGUCCUGCACGCCCUGCUCUACGCCGCGCUUUUUGCCUUUGCUUACCUGCAGCUGUGGCGGCUGCUCCUGUACCGGGAGCGGCGGCUGAGUUACCAGAGCCUCUGCCUCUUCCUCUGUCUCCUGUGGGCAGCGCUCAGGACCACCCUCUUCUCCGCCGCCUUCUCGCUCAGCGGCUCCCUGCCCUUGCUCCGGCCGCCCGCUCACCUGCACUUCUUCCCCCACUGGCUGCUCUACUGCUUCCCCUCCUGUCUCCAGUUCUCCACGCUCUGUCUCCUCAACCUCUACCUGGCGGAGGUUAUAUGUAAAGUCAGAUGUGCCACUGAACUUGACAAACACAAAAUUCUACUGCAUUUGGGCUUUAUAUUGGCAAGCCUUGUCUUUUUAGUGGUGAACUUGACUUGUGCAAUGCUAGUUCAUGGAGAUGUCCCAGAAAAUCAGUUGAAAUGGACUGUGUUUGUUCGAGCAUUAAUUAAUGAUAGCCUGUUUAUUCUUUGUGCCAUCUGUUUAGUUAGUUACAUAUGCAAAAUUGCAAAAAUGUCGUCAGCAAAUGUCUACCUCGAAUCAAAGGCUGGAGUUCUGUGGCACCAUCUCGGAUCCCUGCAGCCUCGACCUCCUGGGCUCAAGCAGUCCUCCCACUUCAGUCUCCAAGUAGCUGGUACCACAGGCAUGCACUACCACACGUGGCUAAUCUUUGUACUUUUUGUAGAGAUAAUGUUUCACUGUGUCACUCAGGCUGGUCUCAAACUCCUGAACUCAAGCAGUCUGCCCACCUCGCCCUUCCAAAGGGCUGGGAUUACAGGCAUGAGCCAUGAGCACUUUUUUGUAUUCUUAUUUGCCAUUCGUAUGUCCUCUUUUUACAAUUAUCUAUUCAAAGCUUUUGAGCAUUUUUUUUUAUUUUUUUGAGACAGGGUCUCACUUUGUUGCCCAGGCUGGAGUGCAGUGGUGUAGUCACAGCUCACUGCAGCCUCAACCUCCUGGGCUCAAGCAAUCCUCCUGCCUCAGCUUCCUGAGAAGCUGGGACUAGAGGUGCACACCACCAUACCCUACUAAUUUUUUAUUUUUUCUAGAGAAAAGAUCUCGCUGUAUUCCCCAGUCUGGCCUCAAACUCAGUCUUAAGCUAUCUUUCUGACUUGACCUCUGAAAGCACUGGGAUUAAAGGCAUGAGCCACCAUGCCCAGCUUCCCAUUUUUAAAUCAAAUUAUUAGAUUUUUUUUUCUAUAGAGUUUUUUGAGCUUCUUAUAUAUUCUGGUUGUUAAUCCGUUAUCAGAUGGGUAGUUUGCAAAAAUUUUAUUUCUUUCUGUAGGUUGUCUCUUUACUUUCUUAACUGUGCAGAAGCUUUUUAACUUGAUAUUAUCUGAUUCAACCAUUUUUGCUUCAAUUGCUUGUGCUUGUGGAGUAUCACUCAAUAAACUUUGGCCCAGACCAAUGUCUUAGAGAGUUUCCCCAAUACUUUCUUGUAGUAGUUUCAUAGUUUGAGGUCUUAGGUUAAGUCUUUAAUUCAUUUUGAUGUAAUGUUUUCAUGUGGCAAGAGAUAGGGUAUAGUUUCAUUCUUCUGCAUAUGAAUAUCCAGUUUUCUAAGAAUCAUUUAUUGAAGAAACUACCUUUUCCCCCGUGUAUGUUCUUGGCACCUUUGUCAAAAAUGAGUUCACUAUAGGUUUGUAGAUUGGUUUCUGGGUUCUCUAUUCUCUUCUACUAGUUAAUGUGUCUGUUUUUAUGUCAGUACCAUGAUGUUUAGGUUACAAAAGCUCUGUACUAUAAUUCGAAGUCAAGUAAUGUGAUUCCUCCAGUUUUGUUCUUUUUGCUGAGGACGGCUUUGGCAAUUUUGGGUCUUUUCUGUUUCCAUAUAAAUUUUAGCGGUUUUUUUUUCAUUUCUGUGAAGAAUGUCAUUGGAAUUUUAAUAGUUAUUGCAUUGAAUCUGUAGAUUGCUUUGGGUAUGAUGGACAUUUUAACAAUACUGAUUCUUCCAAUUCAUUAACAUGAAAUAUCAUUCCAUUUUUUUGAUGUCCUCUUCAGUUCCUUUCAUCAUGACUUACAGUUUUCAUUGUAGAGAUCUUUCACUUCUUUAAUUUCUAGAUAUUUAAUUUUAUGUGUAGCUAUUAUAAAUGGGAUUACUGGUUUGAUUUCUUUUUCAGAUUGUUCACUGUUGGCAUGUAGAAAUGCUACUGAUUUGUGUAUGCUGAUUUCUGUAUCCUGCUAUUUUUUUAAUUUGUACUCAUUAUGCAGUUGAAACAGUGUUAUGAUUUGAUUCUUUUUCAAUCUCUCGCUUGCUUUUUAAAUACUAGUUAUUAUAAAUUUGAAGUUUAUUUCUACUCUUUCAUUUUUUUUACUUUCUUGUGUAUUUAAGGUUGUUACUUUCUUCCAUGUCAGUGUCCUUGUGUAGACAUUUAAUUCAUCUUUUUGUAAACUGAUACAGGUAUUUAGAGCAAUAUGUAUUCUGAAGUACUGCCUUUGGCAGCUUUCCAUAAUCUUGGAAUGUUGUAGCAACACUUACUAUUUAACAAAAAUAAAGAAAAUAUCUGUCUGGAUUUCAGCCCGGUCUCAAACAUUGCAUAUUUAUACAUCAAUAUGAGUUCGAUAUUAUAGCUACAGGUCUUCCUUCAGCUCACCUUGGAAAAAAAGCCUAAAAUUCACAGAUAUAUUCUUUUUUUUUUUUUGAAACAGGGUCUUGGUCUGUCUCCCAGACUGGAGUGCAGUUGGUUUAAUCUCAAGUUCACUGCAACCUCCACCUCCUGGGUUCAAAGGAUUCUUGUGCCUUAGCCCCUGAGUAUCUAGGGUUACAGGCAUGAGCCACCACGCAGGCUAAUUUUUUUAUUUUUAGUACACAUGGGGUUUCACCAUGUUGAACAGGAUAGUCUCAAACUCUUGGCCUCAUGUGAUCUGCCUCCCUCAGCCUCCCAGAGUGCUAGGAUUACAGGCAUGAGGCACUACAUGCAACCAUGUUCUCUUUAGGUUCCUUAUCUUCCAUAUGAAAUUAUAAAUUUUACCCUUUGCUUGAUUGUCCAUGCAUGGAAUCUGACCUACUAAAUAAUCUAGAAUUUCUGUAUUCCAGAUUCUUGUUAAUUAAAAUAAACUCUCAGCUGUCAAAUUCGUAAGUUUAGUUGCUAGAAAGAUGAACUGAAGGAUAUGCGGUCCAUUUCUAUCCAUUUACCCACCUAUUCCAUUUUAUGCUUAGACCAAUCCAGAUGGUUGAAGUUUUUUACCAAGACUACAUUGUUUCCUAGAUAGAGUCAUCUUUUCUGAUCUCCACUUUGAUACCAUACUUUGGCCUACAUCAACAUAUUUGUAAAGUUUCUUGUAAGAAAAGUUUAUUUUAAAGCCAUAAUUGUAUAAUGUUGUUGAUAAUAUUGUCUACACAGUGUCUCCAGAAAAGAUACUUUGCUCAUAUUCAGUACCUAAAACUGAUAUUGGUUAAAUCCUUCUUUCCUCUGGCUUCUGUGUUCAAAGGCAAACAUGUGGCUCACCUCUGUCAACCAUAGUUGACCUUAUGAUAACUAUUUUUGGUACUUGCUCUACCUCUAGUUUCAUCUCACUUUCUUACCCACCACCCCCUCACAUACACACACAGAUACAUUUCUAUAUAUUUUUAUUUUCUGUAUAUCUCUGUAAUUGCUUCAAAUUCUCUUGUGCAGUGAGAGUGGUAUAAAUAAAAACUAGAAUCAGAUAUACCUUGUAUUUCUUUUGUCAGGUAUAUCAAUUUGAAAGUAAUAUGGAAAGACCUUAGAGAGAGUGUAUUACAGUGAUUAAAAGAUGGAAACUGGCCAGGUGCAGGGGCUCAUGCCUAUAAUCCCAGCACUUUCAGAAACCGAGGCAGAUGGAUCACUUGAGGUCAAGAGUUCAAGACCAGCCUAGCCAACAUGGUGAAACCUCACUUCUACUAAGAAUACAAAAGUUAGCUGGGUGUGGUGGUGCAUGCCUGUAAUCCCACCUUCUCAGGAGGCUGAGGCAGGAGAACUGCCCAGGAAGCAGAGGUUGCAGUGAGCUGAGAUUGUACCACUGCACUCUAGCCUGAGCAACAGAGCGAGAAACAAACAAGCAAACAAACAAAAAUAUGGAAAUUUAGGAUCAGAGCAAUAAGGACGUAAAUUUCAGCUCUGCUGCUUAUUCGCUGUGUGAUCUUAGUCAAGUUGCAGUAUCUUUAAGCUUCACUUUCCUGAUCUGCAAAAUGGAGAUAAUGAUAGUGCUGUCAUGGGAUGCUAUGAGGAUAGGAACAGUACAUACCUUAUAAGGUUGUUGUAAGGAUUAAACUUAAAAAUACAUAAAGUACUUGGUAUAACGCCUAUCACUAAAAAAUUGCUUAUAAAUGUUAUUUAUUAUGUAUUCAUGUAAUUAGGACGUGUAGCCAAACUUCAGAGAGUUUCUGAACACAUUAAAAUGUUAGCAAAAUUUGACUGGAGAGGGGUCCUAUAUAAUAAUCAAAUUGUUAAAAGGAACAGUCACUGAAAAAAAAAAGAAUUACCGAAGAACAGGAUUCCCUGUUAGAAUAUUUUAACUUUGCUUAACUCUACGUGAUUUAUGUUCUACUCCAUUUUGAUUUUGAUAAGAUUUGAUGUGUCUGAUAGAUUACAUUUCAUCAAAUAUUUAAGUAGUUUUUCUUAGAAGUUUUUGGAACAAAUAUGAAAUGGCCUUUUUGGUGAGUAUUUUUGUUCUGAAAUCUCAUCUUUUGCUGCAAUCUCAGUUUUCCUUUAUUUGCAUUGAGAUGAUUCAAUACUGUCUUUUAACUUUUUGUCUAUUACUAACAUUUUAAGUGUGCCUCACUAACAUAGGCAAAGUUUUGUGAAGUUUAAUUAUUAAUGAAACCCCUUUAUAUAGGGUAACUCAAAUAGCUUCCAUUUAUUACCAUGAUUGUCAGUAUUUGUCUUUUUCUCUCUCAUUAAGUUUUUUUUUUUUUUUUUUUGCUGUUUGCUUUGCCUUCAUUUGUAGAAUUUUGGGGACACAUUUACUUUUUAUCAGAAUUAUAAAUCAAUAAAGUAAAUAAACUUACUUUUUAUCAGAAUUAUAACUUUUAACAUUAAAAUGUAUGCUAAUAGAGUUAUUUUUAUUCUAACAUUAUUUUCUAUUUCAGAAAAAAUAAAAGCAGUUAUAAGAAUAUAGAAAACAUGUUACUUUUAAAAGACAAAAUAAUUCAUCAGCAUAAAAAGGUUCAAACCAGUUAGAUGCGUAGUCCCUGAGAUAGCAAGUUGGGAUUCUUUGUAUGAAAGACCACUCAAAGAAUGUGUAGGAAUAAAAGUUAAGCUUUUAGGCUUAUAUAUCUGGCCAGGGACGUGUACAAUUUUAUAUCUGGAUAAGCGUGUAAAAGGAAUCAUUGGCACUCAAGAUCGGCUUGUCUGCCAGCACAGUCAGCCGUUUGCAAAUAAUACAUUUUCUCACUCCCUCCUGAAUUUCUAACAGUUUUAAUUAUUAUAUAAACCUUUCUGUUUUGUGUUCACUCAAUCCGUGAUCCUUACUAUUUAACAUACUGGGAUAGGAGACAGCAUCAACCUCUUUUAGAGAUACAGUAACAUUCAAUCUAAUAAUGUUUCUUAUCUUUCAUACAGGCCAAAUAAUACUAUAUGGCUAAUGCAAUGGUUUAUGGUAACGUAGGCCAUAAUUAAGAAACAGGCUAAAAUAUUAAUAUGUCUCUUCCAGCAUCUUGAAAUAGCACUUAACUAGAAUUUGGAGAGAGUGAUGGUAGAAAAAUUCAGAUCGCAUUAUUCCCUGUAAUAGAUAUGAUUGCCACCUUCCUAACAUUUUAAUAUGUAAUAUUUAAUUUCCUAAUACUGUAAUUUCUCUCUUGAGUUAUGGGAUUUACUUUAUCCUUCUUAAGCUGGGGAGCUUCUUUAGUUUGCUGCACUAGCUACUGUAAUUGUUGUACUCCAAGUCUUACUUCCUCUUAUGUUGCUGAGCUGACCCUGAAAACCUUGUCCCAUUUGAAAAAUCCCUACUUACACUUAGGUUUAUAUCUUCUAUCCUCUCAUAAGCCUAUGUAGUUUUCUUCUCUGUGCUUCUAACCAUUUUAAUGUAUGAUCUAGCAUUUUCAGAAUUUUUAAUUUUUCCAUGACCAGAUAGCCAACCCAGUAAAAGCCACAAUAUCAGGGUUAUAGGAGCCAGAGAUUGAGUGAGUUAACAGCGUGAAACCAUUUGUGAAAACUGUGUAGCCCUUAUAAUUAUCAAAACAUGUAUUUAAAUUUAUUAAUUAGUUCUACUUUGUUUUCUUGUUUUUAAUGCUGAGUUUGGCAUCCAAAUUUGAAAAUGAAAAUAGUAUUUGUAGGAUGACUUUAAAACAAUAAAAAAUACUUGCCGGAUUCUGUGUUUGGUAAUGGCUAAGAUUGCUCCUAAUGGACCAGCUUUCCACAGAUUAGCAAUCAUAAAUUCUGGACAAAGUAUAAAAAAGCACUGAAGGCAAAUGGAGAGCAACCACUUCAAAGAAGAAAAUGACACUGAGUGACUUUCCUGUUUUUUACAACUUCUAGCCUGAGAAAAGGUUCCAUCCUUGGGGCAGCCAAAACUUGAAGAGAAAUCCACUGUUAUAUUGGCUUGAAAAAUCAGAAGAUAAAAUUGUAGUCACUAUGGCAGUUGUAAAGGGAGUGGAAAAUCUUAAAAAGAAGACACCAAA